This is a messenger RNA of Stegastes partitus (bicolor damselfish), 2536 nucleotides long. RefSeq lists its product as uncharacterized. The record is from RefSeq and is a predicted model, not a curated record. Bases 481 to 1326 code for a protein of 281 amino acids. NCBI's taxonomy places the organism in Eukaryota, Metazoa, Chordata, Actinopteri, Pomacentridae. The transcript is spliced from 5 exons.
AUUUGCUUGUGUGUAUGUGUGUGAGUGUGCGUGUGUGCGUGUCUGAAACAAGUUGAUAUUAUUAUUAUUAUUUUAUUUUUUAUUUUUGCACCACAUUUUUGAAUUAAGCUCCGGAAGUAAGUGUCGGUUGAGUUGAGUCGCCACAAGGAAAAAAAAAGAAAAAAAAAAAAACAGCAGACUUUUCCAACGUAAGACUCUAAUGAACUCGAAAAUAUCAAGUUUGCUCCGUCCAGCCUUUGAAAACAAGCUACGCAGUUUUUACCUAUUUCGUUUUUUCUUUUUUUUUCAAAUCGACACCAGCUAACUCGGAGCUAAGAGGCUGCUCACGGCGGUGUUAUUUUGUUUUUUUGCUGGUUUGAAGUCAAGUGUGCCUUGUUUUAAAACGUGUAAAUGUUAGCUAAUGAAGUAACCGUCACAUAAGAGGCAGUGAUACAGACGGAGCUGAUUGUAGGGGAUAAGCCAUAAAGUACUCGAGAGAAAAUGCUAAAGACGCUCACGAAGAAGCUCAGAAGACAUUCACUCAAUGAGAUUCAUCCUUUCCAACUGAAGAUUUCUUAUCAUGGCAGUGGAGAGGGAGGGGAGAGUGAUGACUCAGAAGGGGAGAACCAGGAGCUUGCACAGAUUGACAGAGAGAGACGGAGAAAUUGUGCCCUCACCCCCUUGGCCACCAGCCAGCAGCACAACCAAGGUCCUCUCUCUCCGGCCCGGUUACGACGCCUCCGCCUCCUUUUAGAUGCCAAUCUGGACCGUCACUCUUCAGAGGAAGAACUUGAGCGAAUCAGCUGCGGUGACAACAGGAAAUGGGUGUCUGCGCUUCCCCAGCGCCACAGCGAUCACCACAGCAGCGCCUCCAGUGAUGAGGAGGUGCGGGACCUCUGUGGCUGUGGGUCGCCAGUUGCCUCCGCCAGGCCGCUGGUUGAGCCUGGUGCUUGCCUGGCCGCUUCCCCCAGUCCUGUACUCUUCAGCUCCAGCCCACCACGUAGCCUCAGGCCACCCCCUAUGCGAUUUCAGCUGCAGGUGGUACAACCAGUUGCACGGCCCAUCAUUUUGACCCACUUUGACCAGUCAGCACCUUACAGAAAGUAUCGGCACAGCUAUGGAGGGGAGCCAGGGAGACCCAGUCUGGACUUAGAAAAAAUGCAACAGAAAAUGCUGCUGAAAAAGAACUGUGGAGGGAAAACGCGGACUAUAAAGAUUCGGAACCUGACUGGCAGUCGUCCUCCGCCCAGAUAUACCUACGACCCCUCCAUCUUCGCCUUCCGCUCGCUGAGCACAGUGCCCCCCUGCAGCCCCCUCACCCCGUCUGAGGAUCCUCCCUGCUCAUAAGGAAAUUCAUGCCUCCCCUCCCGCCAGAUAAUCCUCUCUCACCGCCCCCCCCGUCUCCUCAUUCCCAGACGGCUGCUUUUUUUUUGUGGCUUCUGCAGCGAAACCAAGGAGUGACUGUUAUGAAACUGACCGCUAGAAAGACAUUAGUUUGAUGGUCGAGCUAUUGCACACUCAGGUAAUCCCACCCUGUCACUUUGAUCCUCACUCUCCAAAUCAGCAGGACCGUUUGGGGAAUUAAAAAAAAAAGGCCUAACAACGUUUUUAAGGAUCCUUCAGGUAUUGCAUAUAGUUGUCCCUGGAAAGAUCCUGUGAUUGGAGAAGGAAUGAUCAAUAAACAAACAUGGACUAGCGGACCAGGGGUGGUACAAAGGGACAACACCGACCAUUUUGAAACCUGAAUUUAGUUUUUAGGUUGGAUCAAUAUUCAAGGGAAAUAAUGCAUGUAAGACAAUCAAAUGGUUCCAGGGUUUCUUCCUUUGAUGUGAUUACUGGACAUCUUGUAAGGUUCUUGGUAACUUCAUAUACUAAACAUGGCGAGGUGAGCCAUCUGAUAUCUUGUUAUUGUUGAGAUGAACAUAGACAGUGGUCACAUUUGUCUGUCUGAAAAAAAAACUACUUCUUUGGAUGUGUUAUUGAAUACGCAGGUCAUGUGAGGUCGAGCUAUAACAAACAUAUAUGACUGUAGUUCAAUAGACGACCUUUGACCUAUGAUGAUGUACGUUUCUUAAUGAAUAUGUCACUUGUAGUCCAGGUCAAAAGUUAAGUACUUGUAUCCUCUUUCCUUGCAUGAAUUCCACUGUUUUUGCAGAAAGAGAGAUGAGUGGAAAUAAGAAAGUCUGACAAUAGUUUGCUGCACAUUUGGCAAGUGUAAAUGGUGCUGUGUUCUGCAUAGCCUACUUGUAGUGUGCCAUUUUUUUUUUUUUUUUUUUCCAAUAUUGUACCUCAUUACUUUCUAGGUAGAAGAGGACCACUGGUGUAACUAAGACAUCCCAGUGUUUCUAAAGAUCUCUUAUUGCCUUGAAAUGACAUUCCUGUUGUAUUGAACAAAACUUGAGGUAGUUCUCAGCCGUCGAAACGAGCUGACGAAUCGAUUAAACACAAUGUCACCACUGUAAGAUUUCGCCGAAGUGAAUGUAACAUUGUGACAUGUUUUCGUCCCUUGUUGCACAAAAAAUGAAUCAAUAAAUGCCCUGUGGCCUCUUGUUUAGGA